ACUACCAUUUCCAUUCCUUUGAAAAGGGAAAGGGGAGAGAGACGGGGGAGAGGGAGAGGAGAGAGAGAGUGGGAUAGACAUGGAAGGAGAGAAUGCGGGGCCGGAUGAAGAGUAUCGCGAGUACCGGAGUUGUUGGGGGGUGAUGUCGCCGGAGAUUGUGGAGAUUGGAGAAGAUAGCAAGAGUGUGACUAUAAGCAGCAGAGAUUGUGGCAUGAAUGAUGUUUAUGUUGCUGUUGGGAAAAAGGAUUUGGAUGUGGUGAAAUGGGCUCUUGAUCAUGCUAUCUCCCCUGGAGCUAGAGUUUUCCUUGUCCAUGUUUUCCCUCCAAUCACCUACAUCUCCACUCCUGUUGGAAGGCUAUCGAGAAGUCAAUUGACCCAAGAACAGGUCCGAUUCUAUGUCAACGAAGAGAACAAUAGGCGGAGGAACGUAUUGCAGAAAUACAUUCAGCUGUGCACUGAUGCCAAGGUGACUGUGGAUACAGUGCUUUUGGAGAGCAAUUCAACAGGCAAAGCAAUUCUUGAACUCAUCCCUGUCCUUAACAUUACUUACCUAGUCAUGGGAACCAAACGGCCGCCUGCCUCUAGGCGACUGAUCAAGGGGACAGGAAAGGGAGAAUUUGUCCAGAAGAAAGCACCAGAUUACUGCGAGGUUACAAUUGUUUACGACGGCAAGAAGCUUACGGAUAGCCAAAAAGUAGUACCCACUGCUGUUGCAUCCGAUCGGCGGAGGAGGCCGGAGAUCGCAACUAGGCAACCAGAAAGGAACUUCCUUGACUGCAUAUGCUUUUCGGCCAAAUCGGAUUAGAACACGAAAUUUCCUCUGCUGUUGCGUACAGACACGGAGAAACUAUGUCGAAGGCAUAGUUCAAAAUGAUCGAAAAUAGAAGAUCGUAGACUCGUGGAUGAAACGCAACUGACAUAUUCCGAAUUAAUAUGAAUCUAAUUGGCAUGUUUAGAAUGAGGAGCGCAUCGUCUUUUUGUUUUAACUCUAGCUCGAGGACAAGUACCGCAGAUAUCGAACACAGUCCGUACGAAAAUACAGACCUAGAUUUCCGAUCUAAAACGGCACCAUCUCUACUAAAUCAAUGCACCUGUAAUUGACUAUGCAAAGGUACCGGUCACGUUGUAAUGUAAAAAAUGGUGAUGAGAUUACCUCCAAAAGUAUCUUUGUACACAUGUACUUAUGGUUAGCCAAUUGUCCGUUGCCCA
Rhododendron vialii is the source of this 1209-nucleotide messenger RNA. RefSeq names its product U-box domain-containing protein 52-like. The transcript has 4 exons. Lineage: Eukaryota; Viridiplantae; Streptophyta; Magnoliopsida; Ericales; Ericaceae. The record is from RefSeq and is a predicted model, not a curated record. The coding region runs from base 80 to 805 and encodes 241 amino acids.